AAAAAAAGUUAUAUUUACACUUGGUAGUGGGAAUAGGAAGAAAGCUCUCCAAGCUAUCCAAGAUAACAAUUUCGAAACCGCUUCAGAUGAUAUGUUCUCAUUCCACCAUAAAAUAGCUAGAGAAAAUGAAAUUGCGAUUUCUGGAGCAAAUUCUAAAAAUAGUUUUCAAAUUAAAAAAGGUGCUAUUGAUAAUAGUAAGGAAGAAAAUGAUAGGGUACAGCCAGUUAUAAUCAAGAUUAGUCCAGAGGAUAAUUAUAUUUCUACUUUUCUUAAA
Molecule: messenger RNA, 274 nt
Organism: Dentiscutata erythropus
Lineage: Eukaryota; Fungi; Glomeromycota; Glomeromycetes; Diversisporales; Gigasporaceae
Source: the annotation of a GenBank genome assembly